Molecule: messenger RNA, 1020 nt
Organism: Armigeres subalbatus
Lineage: Eukaryota; Metazoa; Arthropoda; Insecta; Diptera; Culicidae
Exons: 2
Coding region: 1-1020 (339 amino acids)
Molecular function (GO): nucleic acid binding
Source: RefSeq, a predicted model, not a curated record
AUGUUGGACAAACACUCCCAGAUACUGGAAAAUGUAUCUCACCAUCAAGCAUCAGAAAACACGAAAUACCAUGCAUUGUAUGCCUACUAUUAUCUCAGCAAGUCAAGAUCCGAGUUGGCAACAUUAUACUGCAAGCACCAUUCUACUAUCAGCAAAUGGAUUCGCGAAUACGAGGGACAGCAGUCCUUCCGUAAUGGACAAUCUUCUCGCAGCAGGUUUCACAAGCUCAGUGAGGAAGAAGUGGAGUGGAUUCGUCAGUUAUAUAUCGAGUAUCCCUCUACUUAUCUGGAUGAAGCUAAAACGCUUUUUGAAGAUACUUUCCGGAAGAAAAUAAGCUUGUCAACUAUUUGCCGCAUACUCACCAGAAUUGGAUUUUCGAGAAAAGUACUUGAAAAGCGUGCCGUACAGAUCAAAGACGAGGAUAUAGACUUCUUUUGUAGCGAACUUCAAAGCCUUCAAUGGGACACGUUCAACAUACUCUUCUUGGAUGAAGUCAGCUUCGAUAACCGCGAUAUGAACCGUGAUAAGGGUUAUGGACCGAUCGGAAAAAGAGUUCUGAAUCAUGGUAACCACGUACGUCGGGCAAGGAUUUCCCUGUUGUGUUUUCUAGGAAUCGGAGGGUUACUCGAAGCAUCCAUGACAGAUGGUACGUUCACAAGACUAAAGUUUUUUGAGGCUUGUCGUGAAUUCGCUUUACGUGGUCCAGUACACCAAUACCCCGGGAAAAAUUCGAUUUGGAUACUUGACGGUGCGAGAAUUCACACAGAUGCUAACAUUGUCCGAUACUUUCGUUCGCUGGGUAUUAUGUUUGUAUUCCUUCCGGGCUAUUGCCCCCACUUCAACCCCAUUGAAAUUUUAUUCGGAUUAGUUAAACAACGUUUCAAAAAGGAAUUUAACGAAUUGAAACUCAAAGAUUUAAAAUUAUUUGUACUGGAAAUCCUCAUGGAAUAUAGAAAUUUUGAUGCGAAGAAUUUGUUUCGUAAGUGUGGAUAUUACCCAGGAGGCAAGUUUAAACCAUAA